This is a messenger RNA of Aspergillus affinis, 1161 nucleotides long. It is a transcript of the gene psoC, whose product is annotated as methyltransferase psoC. The record is from RefSeq and is a predicted model, not a curated record. The transcript is spliced from 3 exons. The coding region runs from base 1 to 1161 and encodes 386 amino acids. NCBI's taxonomy places the organism in Eukaryota, Fungi, Ascomycota, Eurotiomycetes, Eurotiales, Aspergillaceae.
AUGCCGCAGAGCACUGGGAACGAUGCCUUGACCGAAGGCGAUGCGAUUAUCGCCAGCAUAGGUUUCCCCACGGGCUUGAACCUCGAUGGCGUUACGGCCCACUACAGCCCCAAUGCAGGCUGCAAGAAGGUGCGUCAACAGAACAAUGUCAUGAAGGGAGACAUCAGUGUUCGGGUGAAUGGUCGGAUCUUUGAUAGUGCCUUUACCAUGGCAUUCGAUUCGAUGUAUGACAACCUCCUCCCGCCGUCAAGGACGCCAUCAACACGGGUCUCCGCGAAGCAGGAAUUAAUGUUCGCCUCCGCGAGCUUGGCUUUCGGCGUACGGACUACUGUAGUACUGUACCUUUGUUUCGGUGCCAAGUUCCCACCUUCGAAAGCUGGUCACACGACCGAGCUGGAACGCCUGGCUGCCCUCCACGCGACAUACUAUGAUGCCAUGGAUGGCAAGCUUGUCUUGGCACCUCUCGACCUCCAGGAGACGGGAAAGAAGAUCCUCGACUGCGGCACCGCGGACGGUAUCUGGCUUCGCGACGUGCGGAACUCGGCCUUAGCCGAACACCAGUACUUCGGCAGCGAUAUCGAGCCGGAGCUCUUCCCUGAGCAACCCGACGGCAUUACAUACUUCCCCCAAUCUUUCAGCGAGCCAUGGGCCGACGAGCACAAAGACGCAUUCGACCUCGUUCAUGUCCGAGGGAGCCUGGCGGGCUCCAGCCCCAAGAGGCCCGUCGAUGUGAUCAAGGGCCUUGCCUCCGUGACGAAGCCGGGCGGCUGGGUCCAGCUCAUGGAGUUGAAUGCGUUCGGCGCCCCCAGCAACGGUCCCGCCAUGACCGACUUCGCGCGCAUGGCCUCCGAGAUCUGGGCCGGGAUCAAGGUGGGUGACUUCGCUAAUGAGCUGAAGUCCAUGUUGGAGGAAGUGGGCCUGCAGAACGUCCAAGAGAAGAGAGUCAUCGUUUCCUUGGGGAAGAAGGCGAAGCCCGAAUUACAUUCCCAGAGUAUUCAUGGGGUGACCGGGCCUAUUCGGCCCCUGGUGUCGGUCGCGCGGAGUGUGUCAAAUUCUUUCACGGAUGAGCAACUGUCAUCCUUGCCAGACCGGGUGAGGGAGGAGCUGGAGAUUGAGGGAGGAAGGGUUGAGAUGGUUGUGGCAUGGGGUCAGCGUGUCUAG